AGAUCACCUUCUCUCCACAUCCACAACCCAACCAUAAUCCUACCUCGUCCCUUUCCCCUGGAGGUGAUCAAGUUGUCCAUUUUCAACGGACAUCUGGGAUUGUGACUACGACAUAAGCCAAUUGGCUCUCACACAGCCAUCCCUCAUACUUCAACCCAUCUCAUCUCUCAUCCCGCAACGUCGCCCGUUUCCCUCCACCAUGGCCCAGAAAGCAGCCAAAACCCUAGCAACCCGCAACGCCGCCACCCUCACCCGCACCCACCUAAUCACCUUAACCCUCCACCUCCUCUACCUCAUCCUCCACUUUACAUUCCAGCGUCCCCGCUCGCUAAAACCCUACAUCCUCCUCGCCGUUCCAACCCUGCUCAUCGAAUUCUACCUCGACCGCGUGGGUCGGCCCCGCUUCAACGAGGAUGGCUCGCUGCGCUCUGCGGGCGAGGAUCUCAACGCUACCGGGCUGACCGAGUAUAUGUGGGACGUGCUGUACUGGACGGAGGGGUGCAUUGUUGCUGUGUGUAUCUUUAAUGAUCGGGCUUGGUGGUUGUGGGCUGUUGUGCCGCUGUACUCGGUUUAUCUUGCGUAUACGACUGUUAUGGGUGUGAAGAAGGGCUUUGCGGGGAUGGGUGCGGGUGCGGAGGGGGUGAGUCGAAUGCGCCGUUGA
This is a messenger RNA of Penicillium subrubescens, 661 nucleotides long. Its product is annotated as SND2/TMEM208 family protein. The transcript is spliced from 2 exons. Bases 200 to 661 code for a protein of 153 amino acids. Lineage: Eukaryota; Fungi; Ascomycota; Eurotiomycetes; Eurotiales; Aspergillaceae. The record is from RefSeq and is a predicted model, not a curated record. Gene Ontology annotation, cellular component: intracellular membrane-bounded organelle. Gene Ontology annotation, biological process: vacuolar protein processing.